AUGGCUGCCCCAGGUGGAAAGUUUUUCGUGGAAGAUUCGCUCGAUACUCCAGCAGGCCACCACGAGAGCUUCGAGAAGCUKUGGCAAACCAAAUGGCAGAUGCCCUGCAAGCUUGGUAUAUAUCCAUUCAUGUUUAGUGCAUACCAGGACUUUGAACCGAUCGUGGAACGCCUUAUCGCCKAAGACCAAAAGGAGCCUUAUGACUGGGACAAGUAUGCAGAAGCCUUCUUCCCAAAAGCAGAAGAGCUUGUUGGCCACGCAGAGAAAGCAGAGCGAGAGCAAAACAAUGAGAAGGCCUCUGAAUUUUACAUGCGUGCAUCAGCAGUCUAUCGAAUUGCUCGCUUCCCUGCGCCUCGCUCAGAAAGGCAGCGAUAUGCAUGGCAGGAGGGCAAAAAGGCCGCAAAUAAAGGUCUAAGACUACGUGAGCGUCCAACUGAAGAAGUCCUCAUUGCCCACACGCAUCGACUAGAGCAUGAGGGAGAAGAGAUGCCCGUCUAUUACCACUUGCCCUCCGGAGCAUCGAAGAACAAACCUGUUCCAUUAUUGAUCAUCCUCACUGGAUUGGACGGUUACAGAACCGAGCUCGCAGUUUGGAUCGAUGGUUGGGCGCAGAUGAACGUGGCGACUAUUGUGCUUGAGAUUCCCGGUACCGGCGAUUCGCCCGCUGAUCCUAGUGAUCCAACUUCAGCAGACCGGCAGUGGUCCAGUCUAUUUGAUUGGAUCGACAAGCAGCCAGAAAUUGACCACAGUAGAAGGGCCGUUUGGUCAUUCAGCACUGGCGGCUACUAUGGAAUCAGAAUGGCACACACGCACGCAGACAAGCUCGCAGGGGUGGUUGCCCUGGGAGGCGGAUGCCACUACAUGUUCUCACCGAAAUGGCUUAGCAAAGUCAACCAUCUUGAAUAUCCCUUCGACCUUGCAACCACGCUCGCAUACAAGUUCGGAUAUGGAGAUGAUUUGGAGAAAUUCAAGGCACAGGCUAUGAAAUUUUCCCUGCUCGAGGACGGAACGUUGGACCAACCAGUCUGUACCAGAUUGCUGCUUGUGAACGGCGUUGAGGAUGAGAUAUUCCCUAUCGAUGACUACUAUCUGGCUUUGCAGCAUGGCUCGCCAAAAGAGGCACGAUUUGUUGACAAUAGGAAGCAUAUGGGUGAGCCGGAGAGUUUCUUCGUGAUUCUUCCUUGGCUCUACAAGCUCUUCGGAGUCGAAGGCAACGCAGCGGACCAAAUGAAGGGCAUUCCUUCGAGACCGAAUACAAUGGACUCCAACGAUGACUUCGACAUUGACCCCGCAAUCGCAGCGGCAAUGGGCUUCUCAGGUUUCGGCACAGCACCCAACAAGAAGCGAAAAUACGACAACGACGGCUUCGUCGAUCCAGACAUCAUCAGAGGACCACAAGGCACAAGCGCAAACAAUCUUCCAAUCGGCGAGCGCAAAAGCACCAAAUCCACCGAGGGUGCAGCAAAUUCUUCUUCUUCUUCUUCUUCUUCUUCUUCUUCUUCUUCUUCUCACAACACACAACAAGUCCCAUUCAGAUCUGAGCCUCAAAUCGCAGCGCAUGAGACUGAUGGUGAUGGCGCACCAACUCUGCAGGCGCUGAGAAAUGGURUGCGAAAUGAGAGAGGCGAUCUUGCAAUCUUCUUGCCGAGUUUCAUUGAGGAUCCCUGGGCUGGUUUGAAGGCACAAUCAUAG
This is a messenger RNA of Ramularia collo-cygni, 1692 nucleotides long. RefSeq names its product related to yellowish-green 1 (ayg1). The record is from RefSeq and is a predicted model, not a curated record. The transcript is spliced from 3 exons. Lineage: Eukaryota; Fungi; Ascomycota; Dothideomycetes; Mycosphaerellales; Mycosphaerellaceae. Bases 1 to 1692 code for a protein of 563 amino acids.